ACAACCGCAAGUAACCCCGCUCCCGCGCGAUUAAUUUCCUACUCGGUUCCUUCCUUAAUUCAUCGCCUUCCAAUUCACACUUCCUAGCUCACGCCAGCGCCACCACUAUAAAACACCUACCCAAAACCGCCAGCUCCCGGCACGCACUCCGCCCGCCAUCGCCAUGGGGAGGACGCUGGACGUGCUGCUGGGCCGGACAACGAAGCAGACGGCGCGCCUCAAGUCCCUCCUCGGCCUCGCCACCAAGCGGAUCGCCGUGGCGCGCGCGCACCGGCAGGUGCGCCUGGCGCAGGCGCGCGGCGACGUGGAGCAGCUGCUCCGCCUCGGCCACCCGGACCGCGCUCUGCAGCGCGCCGAGCAGGUCCUCCGCGAACAAAACAUGCUAGACGUCCUCGACACGCUUGAAUCCUACUGCACCCUCCUCGCCGACCGGGCCGCGCUCGUCGACGCGCAGCGCGAGUGCCCCGACGAGCUGCGGGAGGCCGCGGCCGGGCUGGUCUACGCGGCGGCCAGACUCGGGGACCUCCCCGAGCUGCAGGAGGUGCGGGCGCUCCUCGCCGCCAAGUUCGGCAGGGGGUUCGUGGCCGCGGCGGCUGAGCUGCGCAGCGGGUGCGGGAUCAAUACGAAGAUCGUGCAGAAGCUGUCCACGAAGCAGCCGUCCCUGGAGAGCCGACAGAUGGUGCUCCUGGAGAUCGGCGCCGAGAAGGAGAUCCCCGUGCGCCUCCACAACGCCUCCUACCACCAGGACCCCGUCAUCUCCGACAAAGUCUCUGCCCCUCGUGCGAAUGACCAGGAGGACGAGAGGCGGCGCCCCACGCCGCGGGCAGACGACGGCGACGAGGUCUCUGCCCACGCGCCGCUGACGUUCAAGGACGUGGAGGCGGCCGCGCAGGCCGCGUUCGAGUCGGCGGCCACGGCGGCGGCUGCCGCCAAGGCCGCCAUCGAGCUGUCGCGAGCCGGCUCCGGGAACCCCGACGACGACAGGCACAGGAGGACGCACGCCGACGACGAGAUGCCACACCGUCGCGAGGAUUUGCCCAGGAGCAGGCCGGCUUCGGUCAGGACAAACAGAGGAGGGCUCUAG
Molecule: messenger RNA, 1084 nt
Organism: Lolium rigidum
Lineage: Eukaryota; Viridiplantae; Streptophyta; Magnoliopsida; Poales; Poaceae
Product: IST1-like protein
Exons: 1
Coding region: 164-1084 (306 amino acids)
Biological process (GO): protein transport
Source: RefSeq, a predicted model, not a curated record